UUUUAGAAUUAAAAUGAGUUUAGAACCGAUAAAGGGACUGGGUGCUAGCACAACAUUAUCAGAAUUAGAGCAAACCUAUGAUGAAUGGUCUGGUAAGUAUGAAGAGGAUAUGCAGCGUAUUGGAUAUCCGGGCCCAGCAAAUGCAGCAAGAUUACUUAGGAACCUGUGUCCUGAUCCUUCAACGGUAAAAGUUCUAGAUAUGGCGGCAGGAACCGGAAUGGUUGGACUUGAGUUAAAAAGGGUUGGGUUUAAUACAAUUCAUGCAUCAGAUAUGUCAGUCGAGAUUAUAAAGAGAGCAGAGGAUAAGGGCGUGUAUAAGAGAAUUUUUCGCUGUGUGAUGGGAGAAGAAAGAUUGAACGCGGAAGACGACUUUUACUUUGGUAUAACGAUUGUGGGCUGCUUUAGUAUUCCAGUUAAAGUCGCCAUUUUCGAGGAAUUGAACCGGGUUCUUCAACCUGGCGGAUAUCUGGUUGCAAGCUUUCGACCAAACACGUGGGGAGAAGACGACAUUUAUGGUUACAAGGCGGCACUCAAUCAAUCAACAAAAUGGCGGCUUGUAUCGGAUGAUCUGCUGGACUUUCACGGAAGCUUGAAUCGGGAUGAAAACCAUGAGUUCUACUCAAAAUGGAAUUUUGUUGUUUAUCAAAAAAUUUAAACUUAUGCAGAUUUAAUUUGAAAGGAUUUUUUUAUUUACAAUUAUAGUGCAUGAAGCAAAACUUAGUUGCUCCAAAUUCUUAAUUUUUACAAUUUUACUUAAGAUAAGGUUUCCAAAAUUGUUAGAAUGAAUCCUGAGUAAAAAUUUUAAUUUCCCGAAAAAGUAGUUGCACACAAUUUUAUCUUCUUCUGAGAUUGUGUCAUCUCAUUAUAUUUUAUCACCAUUCUUAUUAAUUCCCAAGCUGAAGUGUUCACAGAAAUUUUCAGACCAAACGGUCCAGCUGUUUGGCCGGCUAUACGCAACAUAUUUAUAUACGAAUGUCUUGUUUUAUUUUAUAGAUUUUAAAAAUGUUCUCAUAUUUUACUGUUUAAUUUUGUACUUAGGUAUUCUGUCUGCAUUAAAUCUAUAGAUUUUGA
Molecule: messenger RNA, 1071 nt
Organism: Eurytemora carolleeae
Lineage: Eukaryota; Metazoa; Arthropoda; Copepoda; Calanoida; Temoridae
Product: methyltransferase-like protein 27
Exons: 6
Coding region: 14-655 (213 amino acids)
Source: RefSeq, a predicted model, not a curated record